AUGCCAGGUUUCAUAGGAGCAWCGUCUCUGACGAAAGUAAAACCCCCUGAUGGAAAUCCUGUCAGGAUCAGUUCUGCUAAAGCCAACGAUUUGUUGGCGAACUUUCGACCCAAGAGGAACGUGGAUCCUAAAUGGUACCGAGGUGACCCCGACUUUCAGUCCUAYUACAGCUUCUACAACAGCAUCGGACACGUUGAAGGACUUUAUGAGAUAGACCGGAUCCGGAUGUUGUAUCAGCAGAUGCGUCACCUGGAGCUGGCCUAUGGGCCCGACGCUGCCAGCUACCAAAACAAAAUGGGUGCUGCAACCAGCACCGCAGAACCAGCUACAAGAACUCGCCCUCCUGCACCCCCCACCGCCCCGGYUCCCACUCCAGACCCACUGGAGAACGCUGAGAAGUUCUAUCUGUGCAACCCCAGGGACCCUCUGUGCAAACCUCGGRUCGUCUACCUGCCGACGGGAGCUGUCCCAAUACUGUGUGACCCCAGGCUCAACCUUGCAUGCAGUGCUACAGAAGAAGAGGGGGUUAGAAAUAUUUCUCCAUCUCAACCAACACCAGCCACUCCUGCUCCUGGAAAGGCCGUCCCACCCGUCCCUCCACCGGUCACCAAGAAGGGGAUGGAAUACGACUGUGACCCAUACUGGGAUCCAGACUGCCUCGUCGACCAGCCUCCCCAUCCUGCACAGGAAGCAUCAUCACCAGUAGCACCAGACGAAGAAACAACAGAUGAAGGGAAUGUUCCUGUUGUUUUMAAUGUAGCUAAAAAGAAGAGGCCCAACCCUUAUUUUGACCCCUAUGAUUUCAAAAGUGACCUGUAUGACCCCUACCGUUAUGCUGAGCCAGCUCCGGAUCCACAAUAAGAACAGACUGUCCACAAAAAGAUGACAAAUCGAUUGACAGCCAGACCAGAACUAGAGUACGGUUCAGUAAUGCAGGUUAAGCUGCAAAUAUUACACAAUUUCUCAGAUGAAAAACAAUACAGUGCC
Molecule: messenger RNA, 987 nt
Organism: Poecilia reticulata (guppy)
Lineage: Eukaryota; Metazoa; Chordata; Actinopteri; Cyprinodontiformes; Poeciliidae
Source: RefSeq, a predicted model, not a curated record